Molecule: messenger RNA, 996 nt
Organism: Sordaria macrospora k-hell
Lineage: Eukaryota; Fungi; Ascomycota; Sordariomycetes; Sordariales; Sordariaceae
Biological process (GO): transmembrane transport; carbohydrate transport
Cellular component (GO): membrane
Molecular function (GO): carbohydrate:proton symporter activity
Source: RefSeq, a predicted model, not a curated record
AUGGCUCCCAAGGACACCGCGACCGUAUCCGAGGCCGACGUGCCCCUCACGACACUCGCCAAGAGCGAUAUCAUUCCAUGGUAUCGCAAGCCCAACCUCCAGUGCCUUUACGUCGUGUUCGUCCAAGCCCUGCCAGCUUGGAAAGCUUUCUUCGGUAACCCAGAAAUGGGUGCACUCGGCCUCCUGACGGCCAUGUACUCCCUCGGGGGAAUUUGUGCCACUCUAUUCAUUGCUUGGAUAAGCCAACGAUACGGGCGCAGGGAAAUCAUGCGCAUAUUUUUGCUGAUGCUCUGUGGUGGUGCGGCCAUGCAGGCCUUUUCCACAAACACUUCGAUGUUCCUCGCCUCGCGGUGGCUGCUGGGGUUUGGGAUCCCGUUCUCGCUGGUUAACAGCUCUGCUCUACUCGCAGAGCCGACCCAUCCCAAAGACCAACCGACGUUAAUCUCUCUUUUCAAUGCCACGUGGUCUCUUGGUGCAAUCCUGGCCGCCGCAACAACCUACGCCGCCUCGAACAUCGCCGGUGACUGGUCCUGGAGGCUACCCAGCAAAUCGUGCCGAGACCGCCAUGGGGAGGCAUGGAGCAUCAUGAUGAAGUACCACAAUGAAGGGACCAAUGGCCAAAAGUUUGCACGGAUAGAACACGAUCAAAUUUCCAUCACGCUCGCUGAAGAACAAAGGCUCAAGAGCCCAUUCAUUUUUGGGGAUAUCUUCCGGGAUGCGCCAAUGAGGAAGCGCUUCGCCAUCGCUGCUAUCAUCGGGGUCUUCGGCCAAUGGUCGGGCAACGCUCUACUCAGUUUCUAUACGCCGAUCAUCCUCGAUGCUAUUGGCAUCACGAACGGAACCACACAGCAGCUUAUCAUCCUUGGCCGGACAUGCUGGGAACUGGCCGUUGCUGUCCCUAUGUCGUUUUUGACACCGCGAUUCGCCAUUCCGCUGAGGGAGUUGAGACCGAUCCCUAAGGAGGCAUCGGAAGAGGACACGGAGGAGACGGAUUGA